Messenger RNA from Hypomesus transpacificus, 5417 nucleotides. RefSeq names its product tumor protein p53 inducible protein 13 (gene tp53i13). Gene Ontology annotation, cellular component: cytoplasm. Lineage: Eukaryota; Metazoa; Chordata; Actinopteri; Osmeriformes; Osmeridae. The transcript is spliced from 8 exons. The record is from RefSeq and is a predicted model, not a curated record. The coding region runs from base 392 to 1846 and encodes 484 amino acids.
CUACCCCAGACUUUUUCCCCUCGCGAGUUUCCGUAGCUCACAUUUAGAAGCUCUUAUUGUCAUGUUGCACAACAACGGUGAAGAGUUCGCAAAAAAUAGUAGCAACAUGAUCAUCAACAGAUAACUUACGGGGAACAAUGCAAAGUUGUGGAAAGCCAAGAGAGUCCUGAGAUGUUAACACAUGGACAACCCGCUACUUUAUGUUUUAGGCAUCCUUACCUAAAAUGUGUGCACGCCGUGAGUGGAGACAGCUUUUCUUUAUAAAUCAGAUUGAACAUGGCAGCGCAGUCUAUCAAAUGCUCCACACGUUGUUCGCCUGUCACCAACGAGAUGAGCUGUAAUCAUACCUCCCCGCAGAGAACGCCUGAGUGAUACCCUGUUCUCAGAAAAGAUGUCACCGCCCGUAGUGGCUCUUCUGUCCGCUCUAUUCUUGUAUUUGGGACUGGAAGGCGGCGCUGUGUGGCAAGGCUGUGACAGUGGCAAGCUCUUGCUACAGAUAGACUUGCCCCCAUCUGCCGUGUGGAGCUGUCCGGGGCCUGUCUGGCCAGAGUCCACCCUGCAGAAGAAUCUUUCUGGUAUUGAUACCCAGUAUCCUCCACAACCUGCUAGGCAGGUGUGUAUAGACACACCCAUCACCUUGAAUCACUCCAUUCCCAACAGUGGCGCACACAGACCAGUAGGAGGCGAGAGUGGGGAGUAUCUUUACUGUCCUCCUCAGCGGUGGCUCAACAACCUGCAGCAUGGAGCCACUGUGUUGCUGUACCAUCCCUGCGCCCCCGUCCAGGAGCGGGUCCGCCUUGCUGUCCUGGCCCGCUCCUGUCUGUCCAGCUACAUCAUCACUCCGCACCCUGACCUCAGCACACACAGGAUGUUUGCCGUAGUAUCAUGGGGUCGCACUCUGGAGCUUUCUAGCGUGACAGGCUUGGAGGUCUGUGAUUGGCUGGAGGCAACGGCGUCUGGCGUCAGCCCUGGUGAUGUGGUCAUGAGUCAGAGGUACAGUCUGCUGUUGACCCGUCCUGCAGUACUCCACCAUGACCAAGACCACGGCCGCUCCAGUAGAACUUUGAGACACUGUUGUCUCGAGAGCCUCUCUCUCCGACGAAAUGGAGGGAUGGUCGGAAAGAUGCUCUUUAAAAGGAGAGAGAGGGCCCGCGUGCGUAGAGCCGCCGUUCAGAAGGAGAAUAACAGGGAGGAGAAGGAGGUAGAUGAGAAGGUGGUGGAGAAAGAGAACAAGUCUAUCCUCCCUUUUCCAACCAGCAGCUGGAUCAACCGAACUGACCCGAGCGGGAACCCAGGAGCAGGAAACCAGGAGCAGCUCACCACGGCUGCACCUCACCUCACAAGCCCUGGCGCACUGAGAGAGACAGCGGCUGGAAGAGUGGAGGUGCAGGAGAGAGAGGUGGAGCCUGAUGACAUCGACCACAGUACAGCCCCUCAGACCCACAAGAAGAAGGCGAAGACGGGGCACCAUCACCCGAGACAAGGGCCCCCCCGCGGGGUGACUCGCCAGAGGACAGACAGUAAGACCACUGUGCCACCAGAGGGAGCCAUUCCAAACGACAGAAUGCCCACGGCCAGAACAGACGAGGCGGUGUGGGCGGCAGCGGCGCUGGGGUUCCUCCUGGUUCUGUUGGCACUGUCGGUUCUACAUACGCGCCUGUAUCGCCACUGGAGAACCACGCCCAGUCUGUACUGGCACAACCCGCAGCAGGACUACGACAAUGUGGCAGACAUCAUCCGCAGGAGGCUAAGGGUGGCAGACCGGAGGAGGAAGAGGAGGUGGUCCCUGAGCAGAAGGCAAGAGUGUUCACUCCUACCCAGCUCAAGCACUGACGAGGACCACUAGAAGCUGAACCCUGGGUGACCCCGCCGCGGAGGAGGGAGUCUGAUCUCACUCUAGAGUUUUGGAUGUUUUACACAUCCACCCUCUUCGCCUACAGUUCCCAGGACUUCCUGGAUGUUUUUCAAAACACAUUCACACUCACAAAUAAGAAACUUGGCGAUUCUAGUAGGAUUCAGAAGCUGACAUUCUAUUGUCAUGAGACGGUUCACGAGACUUUGGCUCGGUGGGCUAAUACAGUCAUGUGGCUCAUAGGAGAGCAGAGAACAGACCAAUUUACUGAAAAUGUUCCACUUCACAUUUUCAUCCACGGAAUAUCUUUGUUUCUUUACAGCUAGUUUAUCUUUUACACUUUAACUGUCAAUACUCGGAAACUGCCACAUAGACUGAUAUGAACUUGAAUGAGGUACAUAUGGUCUCUUAUGUCGAUCAGUUGAAGCUAAAGUUGCUGUUGUAAGCAACAUGUUGCCAGGUGCACUACAACCAUGGAAGGUACAAUAUUUGACAAUAGGUGGGGUAUUUCAAAGAAACUUUGUUCUGGGAUCAUAAUCUAAACGAUGAAAUAAACACUUUCUUGAAGUGUAAAGUUGCCCGUUGCAGUCAAUCUUACCGAAUAUUGGGUAGCAACCAAUUCAUUUGACAGUGCGUCUUUAAAGGGUUUUGCUUGCAACAACUAUAAUUCCUGUGCACUUAAUGCCUGACAAUUUGGAACUGUUGUUUAUUUAACAGCAUCUUAAGUCAUUAUUGUGUUAUGGGUUGUGUUUACACAUCAAAACAAUCCUACCAACCUGGAAUACCAGUUGCACUGGGUAGAUGGGAAGGGUUGAACCAAAUGUGUUGGUGUGUCUGUGUACACAUGGAAGAGUGCUGUAUGCAUGCAAGGCUAAGUAUCCACAUGUAACCUGAUGUGGCCUGCACAGCUCAUCAAUAUCCUCUGUCCAGUACUUAGACAGUAUAUCCUGUCAAUCACACCAUGUACAGUCAGGACAAUCAACUUGUUUUUUUAUUUUAUUACAAAUGUACAGCUUAUGAGUUUCAAUUACAAUUGACCUUUAGUUGUAUUUUUUCCUCUACUUUUUACAGUUUUAACUUCGGUCAAAAGGUAUUCUCCCAUCACCAAUCUCCCAUGUGUAGAGCUGUGAAGUACACAGUAACAGGAACAGUACGGCCACAGUGCACUGCCAUUGGCUAAACACCUUCAGGAGUGUGUGUGUGCAGUGUGUGUGUAGUGUUUCACUGAAUGUUGUUCAUUGUGCAUGUACAAGUGGAAGGCUUAUGUCACUGGAUGUUAUAGUUCUGUGUGUGUGUGUGUGUGUGUGUGUGUAUACACCCAAGUGUGUUUCACUGUGCGUUGCAUUUGGGAUGCAUGUUCUUGUGAGUGUGUGUGAACAACAUGAAUACAUGAACAGACUGAAGCAUCUAACAUUCACACUAGAGGCACCCUACACAGUGUCUACUAAGAAGGGGAAGGGCGUGGCUUUGUGCAGUAAGCCCUCUUCCCUCAGACUGAGAUGAGUUUAGUGCUAACCCCUGGAAGGCUCCAGGCCCAGGGAUGUCUUCGGCCCAGUCCCAAACAUACACCCUUGGCCCAGUCCCAAAUCUAACCCUACGCCCUAGUCCCCCACACAUCUGCAAAGGUCAGACAGGUGUACAGCGGUGGAAAUUCCACUUGGUCUUUGGAAAGAGCAAAACGGUAAAAUACCAAAUUCAUACCUCAGACUGUUCCUGUCCUCGUAUAGCUGGGGGUAGGGUGUCGAUAUGGAACAAGACCUCAGACUCCCACGCCUCCCCAGGGACCCAGAGCCCCCCCCUUGGCAAACAAAGAAAUAUAUAAAUAUCUCCCAAACACAGUUCUAACAUAGCUUAAUGAAAAAAUACCAUGAAAAUAUAUGUUCAUAUAUAUGGCUCUAUACUAUAAUGGCGUGUCGAUGGGAGGUCAGGGGGUUGAAAUGAGAAAACUGGCCGGGUGUAGGUGUGGGAGUUCAGGCCAGAGGAACCAAACAGAAUGAGCCAGAACGGCAUGAGAUGUGCAAAGGCUAUCAUGAUUAUUAUUAAAAAGUACAUUUUUCGACAAUCUUUUUGGACCUGAUCUGAGACAGGAAGCUAAGCUGCUGUAGCACCUUGUGGUACACACAGCCUGUCAGACAGACAAACGAACCACAAGACUGUUGGCCAACAUACACAGAGAGCACUAAGAAAGGAACUCUGAUAGAAGUGUUCUGAAAACCACAAAUGGAAGAAUGAAUGUCCAGAUGAGGGCACACUCAGGGGAGCAGAUCAAGUAUCAGUUUCAGGCCUGGGUUUCUCUAAAUUCCUACAAUACAAUUGAGGUCAAUUGUAUUGUCCCAUAUUUCCUUGAUGUGACAGGUGGAUCUUGCCUGCCCAAUGGAGUCGUCUCAGUGGCCGCAAAAUGUGCCCACCUGGUACUCUGUGUAGUUUAAGCGACUGCCUCUGAAGUACAUUAAUUGAAAGUGUGAGGAAUGACUUGGACCUAGGUUUGUAAAUAGACCAGGUGAUUGGCAACAGGAGCAAAUAGCAUCGCAGGAACUCCGACAUCCACAUCCUGCGAGGUCUUAUGGUCCAAAUCCCACGGCUACAACCUGGCACUGUUCGCACAGUACAAUAAAAAAUAAAAAACACCCUCCGCCUCUUAUCCCAUUCAAAACAAACAUACAGUAAGUGCAGUUCAACGUCUCAUAAACAUUUUGUUCCCAAACUGGUUUAGCCUCAAAUGGGCAAAUCUAGCUCGAUCAUUCUUGAUCUUGAAACAGGAGUAGGUGUAUGGGGCUCCCCCAGGGUGCCACUGAGAUGAAAAUGUAUUUGGUGACUGAAGCAGCCCGCUAACCGCCUUGUCUCAGAGACUGGCCUUUCAAUGACCACUAACCAGCGGAGCCACACCUGGGGCUUCACGCAAACUGUUUUCAGAUGAGGUGAAGUUGAUUUAGCUUCCACGACUCACCAGCCGGGCAGUGUGUUUGCACCCAAGACGUGCUUCCAUUGGUUUCACCUGGACCUCGAGGUAAGCUAAAUCAAGGGCACCUCUGGAUCUGCAAGUGGUAUUUGGAGCCCAGGUCCAGACAUGGCCCAUCACUACCUCUCUUCCUUUAGGCAGCACUUCAGCCUCUUGGCCACUAACAACAUGACAAGUAGAAAAACACUGAAAUCAAUUAAGAAAACUCAAAAUGGACACUGACGGAAUAGGAGUGUUCCAGAAGGACCCAUUUCACAGAUGUGUGUGCUUGUGUGUGUGUGUGUGUGUGUGUGUGUGUGUGUGUGUGUGUGUGUGUGUGUGUGUACUACCAAAUCAGAUGGCGGCUAAGAGCACUCCCACAGUUCUCCCCACUGACUGAGAAACAUAGAUAAACAUAAAAAAUAAAAAAAAAAUGGUAAAUAACAGUAAAUCAUACUGACAGACAGUAAUAAAAAUAAUCACAAUACAACAACCAGAGGCUUACUCAUUACAAUAAUGAAUAAAAAAUAAUUCCAGUGUAAAUGUUUCUGUAAGUCAGUAAUUUCAGCCUUUGGGGUACAGACCCACAGAUCAGCAACCAAAAAAAGGAGAAGAAAGAAAGAAAAA